AUGUCACAGACGGCCCAAUAUGAGCCUGUCAAAGACGCUGGAAUAUCCAAUGGUGACUGGCAGAACGAUGACUUUGCAAAUGUGAAUCAUCGUUAUCCGACAGGUAGCGUUGACGGGAAUGAAAGUAGAAUCUCAGGCGAAGGCGGUUAUGACGAUGAUAACGAUAGUGCAGAUGAUGGGGCUACGGUUCCUGUUACUGCCUACGUGCAACAAUAUCUGGACGAAGGUUCUUAUUUUCCUGUGCAAGAGGUGGUACCGAAUACGUCACUAAAUAUGAAUAACUAUAGGAGGAUAAGAAGUAACACCGUAACUUCUAACGUCAUGCCACCUAGGCCUACAGAAGGUCCGGGAUCCGUGAUGUCUAGAUCGACGACGGGACCUAAUCAAAACAGUCAAACUGCAGCAGAUCCAAAUGAUCCGAGCAACGUGAAUGGUGCCGUGACUAUGAUGGUGAAACCAAAGACUUUAUAUCAAAACCCUCAAACACCCACAGUUUUACCUUCGACAUAUUAUCCGAUCAAUAAGUGGUCAUCGUUUAAGUACCAACACAUGAAGGAAUUUUUCGGUGAGUUUUUAGGUACCAUGAUUAUGAUGAUGUUUGGUACUGCUGUUAACUGUCAAAGGAAACUUUCACAACAAAAUCAAAUUAACAAAUUUAAUCAAAUUAUUCAGUUGAAUAACAUGGAGUCUGAUCAAAUAGCUAUGCUGCAAUAUCUUGCAACUCCAGAUGUUGCAGGUAAUUUCGCAACUGUUGCCUUUGGUUGGGCUGCGGCUGUGGUAAUGGGUUAUUUUGCAGCAGGUGGUAGUGCAAUUUCGGGUGCACAUCUGAAUCCAGCAAUUACGGUGUCAAAUUUUGUUUAUAGAGGAUUCCCUUGGAGAAAAUUAGGUGUUUAUUUUAUGGGACAAUACCUGGGCUCGUAUAUUGGAACCUUAUUAAUUUUGUGGUACUAUCGAGAGGUUAUUGAACAUGUAUAUCCAAACUGGCAUUUGGAGGAAAGUGUAUUGGCAAUGUUCAGUGUCGUGCCAUUGGAUUAUCUCUCUACAUCAAGACAAAUAAUUGCAGAAUUUCUAAUAGGGGCCAUGCUGCAGUGUGGAAUUUUCUCGUUAACAGAUCCUUAUACAUGUUUGUCCACGGACCUUUUUCCUAUGAUGCUUUUCAUUCUUAUGUUUAUUCUCAAUGCAGCAGGCGCAUACCAGACAGGUGCUGUUUUGAAUCCUGCGAGAGAUAUGGGACCUAGGCUAGCUCUCUUAACAAUCGGGAUGGACAAAGAUGUGAUUUUUAACACGCAUCACCAUUUCUUCUGGGUUCCAAUGGUCGUUCCAUUCGUGGGAAGUUUCACUGGUGGUUUAGUAUAUGAUUUUUGCAUAUAUCAAGGGCACGAAUCACCUCUAAACUUACCACUUUCAGCUUAUACCGAUUGGUUUAGAAGACAUUGGGAACUCCUAAAGGUGAAAACAUCAUCUGGGUUCGUUGGUUCUGAUUUAGAAACCAUCGGUACUAAUAACACAACCUCAAACGUAGAAAGCCACAGAUCUCAGACGUCUGAGAACAAACAAGUCCAUUUCAAGAGCGUAUUGAGGAAUUCAAAGACAAGAAAUCCUAGCACAGGUAUUCCUACAAUCUUCGAAUCAGAAGAAACAACCUACUCCCGACCAAAUUUCAUCCAAAAGCAUAGUGACAGAAGCGCAUGA
Kluyveromyces lactis is the source of this 1692-nucleotide messenger RNA. It is a transcript of the gene FPS1, whose product is annotated as Fps1p. Gene Ontology annotation, molecular function: glycerol channel activity; water channel activity. The record is from RefSeq and is a predicted model, not a curated record. Gene Ontology annotation, biological process: water transport; glycerol transmembrane transport. The coding region runs from base 1 to 1692 and encodes 563 amino acids. The transcript has a single exon. NCBI's taxonomy places the organism in Eukaryota, Fungi, Ascomycota, Saccharomycetes, Saccharomycetales, Saccharomycetaceae. Gene Ontology annotation, cellular component: plasma membrane.